Molecule: messenger RNA, 5761 nt
Organism: Phacochoerus africanus (Common warthog)
Lineage: Eukaryota; Metazoa; Chordata; Mammalia; Artiodactyla; Suidae
Gene: CLCN5
Product: chloride voltage-gated channel 5
Exons: 14
Coding region: 340-2790 (816 amino acids)
Biological process (GO): chloride transport; transmembrane transport
Cellular component (GO): early endosome; Golgi apparatus; synaptic vesicle
Molecular function (GO): voltage-gated chloride channel activity
Source: RefSeq, a predicted model, not a curated record
UUGCGAGGCGCCUGUCACAUGAGCCGCGCGCCCGCUCCGCUCCCCCUCCUCCUGGCUGGGCUGUGAAUGAAGCUCUGCCGGCUACGUGGGGCGCUAGCUCAACUCAGUGUCCCGGACGCCAGAGCCGACUGAGCGCUCUGCCCGCCGGCGGCGGACACGGGCUCCGCCGCUCCGGACCUCGGCGACAGGUUCUGAGCUGGAACACCUUGCCGAAAAACCAGACGGCACAGCUGCUCGUCCAUCUACGUCCCAGUCAAGCCUGCCUACAAAACUGGGGCGGGGGGGCGGUCUGGGAAACUCUGAGCUUGUGACCCCAACGUGGGAGAGAAUAGGAUCAAGAUGGCCAUGUGGCAAGGAGCCAUGGAUAACAGGGGCUUUCAGCAGGGAAGUUUCAAUAGCUUCCAGAGCAGCUCCAGUGAUGAAGACUUGAUGGACAUACCAGGGACAGCUAUGGAUUUCUCCAUGAGAGAUGAUGUGCCUCCCUUAGAUGGAGAAAUAGAAGAGGACAAGUCAUACAAUGGUGGAGGACUAGGUUCUUCAUACAGGAUGAUGGACUUCUUGGAGGAGCCAAUCCCUGGCGUGGGGACCUAUGAUGAUUUUAAUACAAUUGACUGGGUGAGAGAGAAGUCUCGAGACCGGGAUAGGCACCGAGAGAUUACCAAUAAAAGCAAAGAGUCAACAUGGGCCUUAAUUCACAGUGUGAGCGAUGCUUUUUCUGGCUGGUUGCUGAUGCUCCUUAUUGGGCUGUUAUCAGGUUCCCUAGCUGGCUUGAUUGACAUCUCUGCUCACUGGAUGACAGACUUAAAAGAAGGUAUAUGCACAGAGGGACUCUGGUUUAACCAUGAACACUGCUGCUGGAACUCCAAGCACGUCACCUUUAAAGACAGAGAUAAAUGCCCCGAGUGGAAUAGCUGGUCCCAGCUUAUCAUCAGCGCAGAUGAGGGCGCCUUUGCCUACAUAGUCAAUUAUUUCAUGUACGUCCUCUGGGCUCUCCUGUUUGCCUUCCUCGCUGUGUCUCUUGUCAAGGUCUUCGCCCCUUACGCCUGCGGCUCCGGAAUCCCUGAGAUCAAAACGAUCCUGAGUGGUUUUAUUAUUAGGGGCUAUUUGGGUAAGUGGACCCUGAUUAUCAAAACCAUCACGUUGGUACUGGCAGUGUCAUCUGGCUUGAGCCUGGGCAAAGAGGGCCCCCUAGUGCACGUGGCUUGCUGCUGUGGGAACAUCCUGUGCCACUGCUUCAACAAAUACAGGAAGAAUGAAGCCAAGCGCAGAGAGGUCUUGUCAGCUGCUGCCGCAGCCGGUGUGUCUGUGGCCUUCGGGGCACCUAUCGGAGGAGUAUUAUUCAGCCUGGAAGAGGUCAGCUACUACUUUCCCCUCAAAACACUGUGGCGUUCGUUUUUUGCAGCCUUAGUGGCCGCGUUUACCCUUCGCUCCAUCAACCCAUUUGGCAACAGCCGCCUGGUUCUGUUCUAUGUGGAGUUUCACACCCCGUGGCAUCUCUUUGAGCUCGUGCCCUUCAUCCUGCUGGGCAUCUUUGGUGGCCUGUGGGGAGCCCUGUUUAUCCGCACCAACAUCGCCUGGUGUCGGAAGCGGAAGACCACCCAGUUGGGCAAGUAUCCGGUCAUAGAGGUGCUCGUCGUGACAGCCAUCACCGCCAUCCUGGCUUUCCCCAAUGAGUACACCCGCAUGAGCACAAGCGAGCUCAUUUCCGAGCUGUUCAAUGACUGUGGCCUUCUGGACUCCUCCAAGCUCUGCGAUUAUGAGAACCGUUUCAACACAAGCAAGGCUGCUGAGCUCCCCGACAGGCCGGCUGGUGCGGGCGUCUACAGUGCGAUGUGGCAGCUGGCCUUGACCCUCAUCCUGAAAAUCGUCAUCACUAUAUUCACCUUUGGCAUGAAGAUCCCCUCUGGCCUCUUUAUCCCUAGCAUGGCUGUUGGUGCUAUAGCGGGUCGGCUUUUGGGAGUAGGGAUGGAACAGCUGGCUUAUUACCACCAUGACUGGGCCAUCUUCAAUAGCUGGUGCAGUCAAGGAGCGGACUGUAUCACCCCUGGCCUUUAUGCCAUGGUUGGGGCUGCAGCCUGCUUGGGUGGGGUGACUCGGAUGACUGUUUCUCUUGUUGUCAUAAUGUUUGAACUGACUGGUGGCCUGGAAUACAUUGUGCCUCUGAUGGCGGCAGCCAUGACAAGCAAGUGGGUGGCAGACGCUCUCGGGCGGGAGGGCAUCUAUGAUGCCCACAUUCGUCUCAAUGGAUACCCCUUUCUUGAAGCCAAAGAAGAGUUUGCUCAUAAGACCCUGGCAAUGGACGUGAUGAAACCCCGGAGAAACGAUCCUUCGUUGACUGUACUCACUCAGGACAGUAUGACCGUGGAAGAUGUAGAGACCAUUAUCAGUGAAACCACUUACAGUGGCUUCCCAGUGGUGGUAUCGCGGGAGUCCCAAAGACUUGUGGGUUUUGUCCUCCGAAGAGAUCUCAUUAUUUCAAUUGAAAAUGCCCGAAAAAAACAGGAUGGAGUUGUGAGCACGUCCAUCAUUUAUUUCACCGAGCAUUCUCCUCCAAUGCCCCCAUACACGCCGCCUACCCUCAAGCUUCGGAACAUCCUGGACCUCAGCCCCUUCACUGUGACCGACCUGACACCCAUGGAGAUCGUGGUGGAUAUCUUCCGCAAGCUGGGCCUGCGCCAGUGUCUGGUUACGCACAAUGGGCGAUUGCUUGGAAUCAUUACCAAAAAGGAUGUGCUGAAGCACAUAGCACAGAUGGCCAACCAAGAUCCCGAUUCCAUUCUCUUCAACUAGAAUCACAGGGUUGUUACUGGAUAUAAAACAGGAAGGACAGUGCAGACCAUGGAUAUAUUUUAUUAACUGGGUACUCAAACCACAUUUCCCACAUUUGGAUGGUGAAGUUAUAUUAGUGUGUUGUCUCUUUCCUACAAGUUAACCAGUUGCACUACAUAAUCUCUGGAAAUUAAUCUUCUCUUUAGGAGAAAAUUCAGUAAGGCUUCUGUGAUAUUGCAUUAGGAGGAUUUCAUGAAAGCGUGAACAAGAUUGCUAUGGUUUUAAUUCUUUUUCUUUUUUUUAAGAUUUUUUUUUUAAUUUAAAACAUAAUCGUUAGCCAAUAUGCAAUCACUGAAAACUAUGCAAGAAAAAUUCCAGCCGUCCUGACCUAUAGCCUGCAGGAAACUCAUGAAAAAGUCACUUUUGGGGACUCUGACUGUCAUUGGUGGAAGAUGAAGUGUAAACUAAGGGGCUUUGCUUUUUCCAACCACAGAAAGGAAAGCCAGAAGGAAAAUAGUAAUGGUAUUUUCCAGACUGUGAAUUCAGUUCAAAUGUUAAUCCUAUUCCUGUUACAAUAUUUAGCAUUAUUAGUUUAUGUGUGUGUAUGUUAAUUUUAAUAUCUGAUUAUAAGACAAUGCUGCUUUGGUUAAUCUCCUCUAAAUGAAUUUAGAGAGGUUGACUUUUAUAGCUUGCUUGUUCCUGGUACUCUUUUGAAGUGCACAACAAGUUAUAGAAUUUUCUCCUUGUCUGACAAAAAGGGUAAUUUUCCAGAUUGGUUAGCUCGUAGACAAGGACUUGGCCAUGAAUGUCUUAGUAGCAAGGAAACGAUUUCUCCAGCUUCCUUGAAAUGAAUGAUUAGUCAAGUUCUAAGCAAAGUCACCGACUAGGAAUUUCACAUUUUGGUGAGGUCCCCACCGAUCUGCUCAUCCAGAUGCCACCUCCACGAGUGAUGGUGCUCUCGGCUUCUGGAGUAUGUAAGACUCGUAAAGGGAACCACGUCGAGACUGCAUACUGGUAAAGCUGGGACGAUUCCGAGCUGUGUCUGCGUUCUCAUGCAUUCCUUCGUAACAACCACCAGUACUAGGAUAACUGGGCACCCAUGCCGCCUCCCAGUGUUAAGUACGUCGAACAGGCCAGUGUUGUCCCCGUGAUCGUGAAUUUAGGCUCUGAGGUACUUGCAAAUACAUUCAAGGCAUCGGAACAGGAUAGGCAGCUGUGACUCCCUUGAGGCUCCUUGGAAUUCUUAAUACAACCCUAUUCCUAAUCCUAACCCGUCCUCAGACCCAGGGGUGUGGACAAGGCCUGGUGACACCAAAGGUGCUUGCAAUCCACUCGAAAAGGUGCCUGUCUCCAUUUCCCACUACCUUGACUGCAGUAGAAGACAUCACGCGCUAGGGACAGCUGGUGGCAUUACAGAGCCACCGCCAUCAUUCCGACUCUGGUUUCAUCUUCUACAGGUUUGCCCACGUGCAGUCGUUCCCCCUCCUCUCUUCUCCCUUUCCCCCGCCUCAGUCCUGAGUCCCCUCUUUGGGGUUGAGCGCUCUGCCUGGUUAAUGAUUUCCUGUUACACAAAACACCCCCCCCCCCCGCCCCCCCGCCCAGGGCUAGUUAAAUUGUCAACCAAGCCUCCGCAAUCUUAACGGCCCCUGGACCAGAGGACCAUUUGCUUUGCCCUGGAGCUCAAGUAGCUGCCACCGCACCUCCCUUUCCACGCUGCUACCCACAGCAGUGAGACUCCAACCCUAGUGGGGAGCAUUGAGCCUUUCCCGUUUUGUGAAUCUGUCCCCGGCCCUCCCCACCUUCGUUCUGGCCGAGAAUCACCAGUCCCUCGGCCUAUCCUCUCCCACCCUCUGCAUACCUCAUUUUAAAAGUUGCUGAUCUCUGAGACUCAGCAUUUUGUUUUUUUUUUUUUUGGUUGUUAACCCCUAGUUCUUAUCUCUCCAAAAAUCUGAAAUUCUUUUACUGCCCAGAACUGGUGAGCCAAAGCUUAUUUUGAUAUUUAUCUUUAAAAAGGCGGUCACCAGACUCUCUCCUUUUAAGUAUAUCACUCUAGCAUUUUAAUGAAAAAGACAAAAAAAAAAAAGCCCUCCCUAGGUUAUCUUAUAUUAUAGUCAUGCCUCAGUAACUUCACAUCUCUCGUCCAUCCUGUGCCACUGAUUCCCUCACACACGCUGAGGCUGUCUGCCUGACUACCCUGUGUAUUGUGUAGCAAAGUUCUUACGUGUGUACUUCUGGUUCAUUACCUAUCUUUCUCUUAUCAGCUGUCCAGCUAAAGUUUGCAAAACAGGAAAGGGUAGCAUUUCUGGUAUUCGAUGACCGUGAAAGGUUUGGUCGCAUUUCAUAGGGCAGCAGGUAUACGGAGGGUGUCUGAGUUUGCCGUUGUGUUUCUUGUAGGCUCUGUUCUCGCUUUUAGACAGAUGAGCCGGUGUUAAGGUGCUACUUCCCAGAAAAAAAAAUUCAAGAAAUCAGAUAACACUGUGCCAAGGUAUACUUUCUAGAUGUUAAGCACCCAUUGGCCCUCCAGAGAAUAAUACCCCUUUGAUACCUCACUCCUGAUAAAUCUCACUCAUUAACCUCAGCUUCUCAGGAAUCCUCGUGACUCAAAGGCUAGAAGUAGCUGUAGUGUGUGGUGUUCUAUGUCCAUUAGAUGUCCAUUCCUAUGGUUUGGCUCAAAGGUUGGCUAAUUGUGGUAGAGCCCUCCGUUAGACUGCUAGCUCAGCACCUUAACCCUCAAGAAGUUCUUGUCUCGAGGCCUAGAAAAAUGUUCUUUCGGCCAUUGCCACUUCAGCAGUUGGACACACUUAAACCAACAAAGCUGAUCUGGUGGUCGGUGUGUGUGGGGGGAGUGUCAGUAGCCUCAAGUGGCCACAUACCUCAGUGGCAAAAGACGAGAUAAUCUGUGAUCGAAUAAUUCGUGUGAGUCGAGACUAGUUGAUCCUGGUAUUAAGAAAAAAAAAAAAAAAAAAAAAGAUGGCCUGACCCAAGGAAUUUA